UUUGCAACCAUCCAGAACAAGUCAAGACAAGCCAGUCAGGCCAGGGCUGAACCACGCUUUGGCUUGCCGCAGCAAUAUGACCAGGGAAGAGGAAGGAAAGACAAGCAGGCCGUUUCUCACUCCCGUUGGACCUGUUUUCUUUGUUCCCUCCGCUUCUGUCACCUCUUUUCCCGUCUUACCAUCUAGUAAGAUAUUGAAAUUCACCCUCUAAUAAAACCACCUCGCUUUUGCUUUCUUGCUUGUGUUGCGUUUUACUUCGUUUCUCUGUCCUCAGGGACUUAUUGUCCCAAGAUACCAUUUGGCGGUUUGGAAUAGAAUCUGACCUGACCUGGCCUGACCACAUUCGACAAACGAGUAUAAACGAAAUCGAACGAUUCACGACAAAGGACCGGUCUUCAAACUAUUUUCAACUCCAACGUGCUGGCCUCCAGAAGCGGACGAGAGGUCUAAGAGAACCUAUUUGAUUCGGGCAUCCCACCAAUCGCCAACACAUAACUGCUGAUUUAGCUAGACAAGACAAGUCAACACCCCAAAAUGGAACGAAUAGCCAACCAAAUUGAUCGGGACGAUACGGGCGAUAUUGUGAAGGACAUGCAAAAUGCACCAUCUUCCACCAAUAUCAAUUUUGCCUCGCCUUCCAGUAAAGGCGACUCCGAGGGUGUUGUUGACGGCUCAGGCAACAGCAACACAGGCGUGGGAGGUUCGAGUUCACAGACCAAAGUCAUUGUCUUUAAUUCCACAAACUUCGCAGACGGUCAUGUCUUUCAGCUCAAGGAUAGUGACCAGAACAAAAAGAUAAUCGGCUUUUCCAAGACCGACUCCAAAACCACGCUCGAUGUGGUCCAAUGGCAGGUCAUCAGCGGCGACAACAUUGAGCCUUUGGGUGAUGCCGAAUUCAGCGAUGCGAAGCCCGAUAGACAACUCAUAGAUGUUGACAACAAUUCUGUGACGCUCAACUUUGAAGGCGAAACCUCGAAGUAUUACGGAAAAGAGAUGUACAUUCAGAUUGACUGGAAGAAGGAUGGAGCUUCAGGCUACACCAAAACAGAACUCUUCACUGUCACCAAUACCGACAACACCACCGAGCUCACUGAACUAAAUAACCAACUCAAGAAGGAUCAAAGUCAACAGGAGACCUUAGAAUCUACCACUUCCUCAUCCUCAUCAGCAACAGCCACCCUUUCGCCUUCGUCGACUUCAGGGGCUGAAGAGAACUCCGGUGGUGGUGACGGCGGCGGCGGGCUCUCAACCGGCGCAACUGCUGGCAUUGCCGUUGGUGCCGUUAUUGGUGGUCUUCUCAUCAUCAGUGCACUGGCAUGGUUCUUUCUUCGCAGGCAUCGACGCAGCAAGCAGGCUGGUGAUGAGUAUGUCACACAGCAAACAUACGCAGUGGACAAGGAAACUCAUGGCCGUGCUACCGAUUCACCCAACUCGCCCUACUCAGAUGAAAACCAUAUGCAACCUGUUGCUCUCGGUAGCCUCGAUCGUGAUCGUGGUGUCGCUCCAACUCCCCCACCCGGCGGCGUGCCUCGUUCAUCCAUCGGUUCCCAUGAUCGUGCAGCACACAGCGGCGCUCAGACACCUCAGGGCAUGUCAUCCAACGUGGCUCACUUGGUCGAAGAUGGUAUGACAGUCGAUGAGAUUCGAAGAUUAGAGGAAGAGGAGCGGCAACUGGAUGAUGAAAUUGAGCGUGCCGCGAGACGAUAGUGCCGCCUCGCAUGGGCGAAAGCCAUCUGUAGACCAGAGAAAUCCGGGCCCCACGGGAGGCAUUGACUCCUGGUGCGGGUGUGUUAUGGGGUUUGGAGUUUUGGAUUAUGACAUAUCUUGUUCUUACGGUCACUUCUUGGGUCGCCUACGUAGCCUGCUUAGUUUUGUUCAUCGUAACGGUGCUGUGUAUUCUUGGCUUGUUGACGGCAUAGCUAGUCCGUUAUUGAUCAGAUGCAGGCCUACCCAGAGAGAUGCCACAGAUUUCUUUUGCCAGAUUGGCAAAGGCCCCAAACUUUUCACGAUAUCUUGCGUGACGUUUGCUUGUUGCAGCGAUUAUAAAAACAUGGAAUUUGGUGCUAUCAUAAACACAAUUAGCGGGAAAACGUUGAUGGCGUGGCGCAGUCCUUGUAGCGAGAGCGUUUUAGUUAUAUCGUGAAUAAUUGACACCAGAGCGGUAACUGAUCAAGCUAUUAUUCAUACAUUUCCAGCCCACAGGUGCUGUGAAACUGCAAAUCUUUAUCGCAAACUCGCACCCAGUGAUUAAGAAACCCUGUAAUUUUACUUUACAACGUCAACGACUCAUACCGGCAUCAAUGCCUUCCUUGCAAAGUCCUAACACAAAACGCAGGCCAAGUUCCCCUUUUUCG
This is a messenger RNA of Fusarium odoratissimum NRRL 54006, 2354 nucleotides long. RefSeq lists its product as uncharacterized. The transcript has 2 exons. Lineage: Eukaryota; Fungi; Ascomycota; Sordariomycetes; Hypocreales; Nectriaceae. The record is from RefSeq and is a predicted model, not a curated record. The coding region runs from base 535 to 1707 and encodes 390 amino acids.